This is a messenger RNA of Spirometra erinaceieuropaei, 2369 nucleotides long. The record is from the annotation of a GenBank genome assembly. NCBI's taxonomy places the organism in Eukaryota, Metazoa, Platyhelminthes, Cestoda, Diphyllobothriidea, Diphyllobothriidae.
AUGACUCCUGCAAUCUAUCUGGAAGCAGGUAUUGCUUGCCCAUACCGAGACCUGCUCCUCCAACACUCCAACAUAAUCAAACCCCAGUUUCGCAGUGAUGAGAUGCAGCAUGACGUUGUCCACCACAUUCGCACCUCUGGCCCCCCACUAUUCGCACGGCCUAGACGACUGGCUCCGUCCCGUCUGCAAGCGGCGAAGGCCGAAUUUGAGCACAUGCUGCAACUGGGCAUAAUUCGGCCGUCCGAGAGUCCAUGGGCGUCCCCUCCACUUAUGGUGCCCAAGGCGACAUCAGACGACUGGCGGCCCUGUGGUGACUAUCGCGCCCUCAACAAUGCGACCAUCCCGGAUCGUUAUCCCGUCCCUCAUCUUCAAGAUUUUGGUGGAGCUCUUUUCGGCAAAUCGGUUUUCUCGAAGAUUGACCUUGUUCGGGCCUUCAUCAGAUUCCUGUUGCUCCUGAGGAUGUUCCCAAAACUGCCGUCAACACACCAUUCGGCCUGUUCGAAUUUAUUCGCAUGCCCUUUGGUCUUCGCAAUGCUGCCCAAACAUUUCAGAGGUUCAUUGACCGAGUCCUACGUGGUCUCCCGUUUGUGUACGCCUACAUCGAUGGCCUCUUGGUGGCCAGUCGAAAUGCCGCGGAACACAAAGAGCAUCUUGCCUUGGUGUUUGACCGCCUCGAUCAGUUUGGCGUGGUCAUUAGCCCUUCCAAGUGUGUUCUGGGUGUGCCGUCCCUUGAUUUUCUUGGUCACCAUGUCGAUGCACAAGGUUUGCGUCCCCUCUCUUCCAAGGUUGAGGCCAUUCGUGACUUUCCUCCACCAACCUCCAAGCGUCAGUUGCAACGUUUCCUUGGCAUGGUAAACUUUUAUCGCCGGUUCCUACCGAACUGUGCCGACCUUAUGCUGAUACUCACCAACCUGCUCUCUGGUCCCAAGGGUUCCCUUGAGUUACAUGGCCACGCGCUGACUGCUUUUGAGAGAAUAAAGACCUCCCUUGCUGAUGCUACCUUGCUCACUCCUCCUGCUCCAGAAGCCCCAUUGUCCCUGAUGGUUGAUGCUUCGACCGUUGCCGUAGGAGCAGUCCCCCAACAGCAUAUCAACGACUCGACACGACUGUUGGCAUUCUUCUCCAAGACGUUUUCACCUGCCGAGACGAGAUAUAGCACGUUUGGCCGUGAACUUCUUGCCAUUCACCUAGCCGUACAACAUUUCCGACACUUCCUUGAGGGUCGUGACUUCACAAUUUUCACAGACCACAAACCACUUACAUUUGCCAUCCGAUCGCAUUCUGACAAAUAUAACCCGAGAGAGAUUUCUCAUCUGGAUUACAUCUCGCAAUUCACCACCGUCAUCCGCCACAUUAAUGGCCCGAAGAAUGCGGUGGCCGACAUGCUGUCCAGACCUUCCCUCUCGGCGUUUCACAUCUCACACGGGAUUGAUCUUAGUGCUAUGGCGGCUGAAAAACGACGUGUUGGAUGCCCUGGCGACGAAUCUGUUGACAGUCUUCAAUUAGUUGACAUCCCAUUGACCACCGGCACUGGCACAAUCCUUUGUGACGUAUCGACUCCUUUUCAUCGCCCUUAUGUGCCUGCCUCGAUGCGUCGAGCUGUUUUUCAAACUCUCCACGGACUCUCCCAUCCUGGGAUUCGAGCCUCACAGAAGCUCCUCGCGGAAAGGUUCGUAUGGCCUGGGUUAAACAAGGAUAUGAAAGCUUGGACACGAUCGUGCCUUUGCUGUCAACGUACCAAGGUUCAACGCCACAACAAGUCUCCAUCGGGCACGUUCCCCAGUCCCGAUGCACGGUUCAACCAUGUGCAUUUAGAUGUCGUAGGUCCUUUGACUCCAUCCAAUGGCUGUACUCACCUUCUCACCUGCGUUGAUCGCUAUACCCGUUGGUCGGAAGCCAUUCCUUUACCGAAUGUGCAAGCUGAGACCAUUGUGAAGGCCUUCGUCAGUCGUUGGGUCGCCAUAUUCGGUGCGCCAUCCAUGAUGACGACUGAUCGAGGCGCGCAGUUUGAGUCCACACUUUUACAAACUCUCCUCAACUUCCUUGACUGCACACGUAUUCGGACGACGGCCUACCACCCAACUGCCAACGGCAUGGUUGAGCGUUUCCACCGCCAGCUAAAAACUGCACUGCGUGCCGCAGAAGAUCCCGAAAACUGGUCAGACAAUGUACUCGUUGCACUUCUUGGCAUCCGUGCGGCACUGAAGUCAGACUUGGACUGCAGCGCAGCCGAAUUGGUUUUCGGCACUACCCUCCGACUCCCUGGUGAGAUGGUCACCCUAACCUCACAUGGUGCCGAAGAGGCCCCCGAAAAUUUUGUGCAUCGUCUGCGACAAUUCAUGCGCUCGCUUUCCCCGGUUCCACCUUGA